AUGGCGGUAAGGGAGGUGCUCGAUGCGGUCGAGCGGAGGAAGAGGAGCGAGAAGAAGCUAUCUUUGAUGGCCAGAACGAUUCUAUUAAUCUUGGCAGAAAUUCUCGUGAAUGCUUUGCUCUGGAUUAUUACCGCAAUCGUUUUCUUGAAAGGACCGGGAGAUGGACAUCGCAUUCUCGGCCUGGCUUUAGUUGCCUGGACUACUGGCUUGCGACAUGGCUUAGAUGCUGAUCACAUUUCAGCCAUCGAUAACGCCAUUCGUCGAAUCGUAUCAGUUCCACAAAUGCUCACUAUCUCGAGCCCGAACGGAGACAAUGAACAGAUCUCAUGUAUGCGUAGGCCUGUUACCGUUGGUCUGUUCUUCAGCCUUGGUCAUUCGACAAUCGUUUUUGCAGCAACGGUAGCCAUUGCAAUUUCCGCUGGAGUAGCAAACAAUUUUGAUGGUUUUGGAAAUGUUGGUGGAAUUAUUGGUGCUUCGAUCUCGGGCUCAUUUUUGAUCUUGAUCGGUUGUAUCAAUGCUGUCAUCUUGUACAAGACUGUACGUAGGCUACAGGUUGCCAAAAAGAAAGCCAAGGAUGAAGAAGUCAACCCAGGAGAAGAGAAUCACCGCUUCAACGGUAUCAUCACAAGAGUAGCCAUGCCAAUCUUGCGUAGCGUGGAUCGACCUUGGAAAAUGUAUCCGGUGGGGGUUCUAUUUGGACUAGGGUUUGAUACAGCAAGUUCGAUAGCAUUACUCAGUGUGGCUGUGAUUGCGCAGCAACAACAAAGGAAGAAUGCAGGAACCGAAGAUAGCUCUAAUGAUGCGAGUGUAAUCUUACUCGCUUUGCUAUUCACUGCAGGAAUGACGCUGGUCGAUUCGGCGGACAGCUGUUUGAUGAUUUGGGCAUACGCUCCAGAUCUUCCAAAGAAGUCAGGAUGGCGAGAAAGAUUAGCGAUUUGGAGAGAUAAGAAAGAGAUACAGUCAAAUGGAGCACUGCAAGAUACCGUCAACAUUCACAAGGAUGAUGAUAAAAAAGAGCAGCCCAAUGAAACGCCUCCAGACGAAAAGCGAGAGAAUGAAGAACCAGAAAAGGUGACGAACGAGCUUAAUCGAGUGUCACUAGACGCUUCUGCAUCAAGAAUUUCACUAGUUCUGACUCUGCUUUCAAUUCUUGUUGCUUUUGCAAUUGGCUUGAUCGUUUUGAUGGGAUUGAUCGGAGAACAGUGUUCCCAAUGCACACGUGCUGCUGAUGAACAAGAAGAGACGGGUAACGGUGGCUUAGCGGGAAGGUGGUGGUUGGCAUGGAGAACAGCAAACGAUAAUAGUGGAUACGUUGGCGCGGGCAUUGUUGGUACCUUUGCCGUAUCUGUCAUACUGUGGUAUUUUAUCAGGUACACAGUACGCAAACUGAAAUCGAAGAAGGCGUCUCUCUAA
This is a messenger RNA of Meira miltonrushii, 1413 nucleotides long. Its product is annotated as NicO-domain-containing protein. The transcript has 2 exons. Gene Ontology annotation, biological process: nickel cation transmembrane transport. The coding region runs from base 1 to 1413 and encodes 470 amino acids. Gene Ontology annotation, molecular function: nickel cation transmembrane transporter activity. NCBI's taxonomy places the organism in Eukaryota, Fungi, Basidiomycota, Exobasidiomycetes, Exobasidiales, Brachybasidiaceae. The record is from RefSeq and is a predicted model, not a curated record. Gene Ontology annotation, cellular component: plasma membrane.